AUGAGUAGCCCACGCCGCAGGAUCGAGACCGAUGUGAGUGGAAACUCCUCUGGUGCGACUGCAAUGUCCUCGCUAACCCGUGUCGCAAUGUUAGGUCAUGAAGUGCGCUACAACCUCCGGAUAGUGCUCAUGAGCGACUAUGAAGUCACUCUGGUCAACGACAACACUCCGUUCGAGGGCGGCAUGUGGAAGGUCCAUGUUGAACUCCCGGAUACCUACCCAUACAAAUCCCCUAGCAUUGGAUUCGUGAACCGUAUUUUCCACCCGAACAUCGACGAGCUCUCCGGCUCCGUGUGCCUCGACGUCAUCAACCAGACCUGGUCCCCGAUGUUCGAUAUGAUCAACAUCUUUGAGGUGUUCCUCCCCCAACUUCUACGAUACCCGAACCCGACCGAUCCUCUGAAUGGCGAAGCCGCAGCGUUGUUGAUUAGGGAGCCUAAGAGCUAUGAUGCCAAAGUGAAAGAAUAUGUGCAGAAAUAUGCAACCAAGGAUGCGGCCGACGACGCGGGAGCCGAGAGCGAAGACGACGACGACAUGUCCUCGGUGGCGAGCUUCGGCGACGACGACGACGAGCCCGCGGGCCAGAUGGACGACGUAUAG
Messenger RNA from Fusarium keratoplasticum, 600 nucleotides. Its product is annotated as Ubiquitin-conjugating enzyme E2 8. The coding region runs from base 1 to 600 and encodes 199 amino acids. NCBI's taxonomy places the organism in Eukaryota, Fungi, Ascomycota, Sordariomycetes, Hypocreales, Nectriaceae. Gene Ontology annotation, cellular component: nucleus. The transcript has 5 exons. Gene Ontology annotation, molecular function: ubiquitin conjugating enzyme activity. Gene Ontology annotation, biological process: ubiquitin-dependent protein catabolic process; protein polyubiquitination. The record is from RefSeq and is a predicted model, not a curated record.